AUGCCAGUUCCCUGGCGCCGCGGCAUGCCCAUCCCCUACCCGUUCUACAUACUCGUGGUCUGCACGAUCGCGACUCUUAUUCUCUUCACUCAGCAGCCUGAGCUCGCCACCCGCGUCGCGGCAAGCGUGACGGCGCUCUCGCCUCUCGCCCUCAUUAACUUUGGCCAGGUUAAGCAAGAAUUUGCCCCACCAAACGAUCUGCGGCCGCGACGCGUUGCCAUCGUCGGCGCCGGGGCGUCGGGCAGUGCUGCGGCCUUCUUCCUCUCCCGGGCGGCGCGUGAGGCCGAGUCUCGCGCCGGCGCGCCACAUGGCUCGCUGCUCGACAUUGUGGUGUACGAGCGCGCCGAUUACAUUGGUGGACGCACCACUGUCGUCUACCCGCAUGGCAACACGAGCUUACGCCCCGUCGAGCUGGGAGCAAGCAUCUUCGUCGAUGCGAACCUCAACCUCGUCAAGGCCGCCAAACUCUUUGGCCUCGAGAUCGUGGACCCCGAGUUCGGCGGCACGGGUGUGGCCAUUUGGGAUGGCACGGAGUUCCUCUUCAUGACGUCGGCCGAAAAGGGUCGCUGGUCAGGGUGGUGGGACUCUUUGGCCGUUUUGCGGCGGUACGGUGCGCUGUCGCCGAUGCGGCAGCGGCGGGCGGUCGGUGCGCUGCUCAAGAAGUUCGCGCAUCUGUACGACGCACGGUGGCUCGCGAACCGCGGGAGCGUGGCGAACGUCGACGAGUUUGCGGAGAGCGCCGGCCUCGGAAAGGUGCUUACUUCGCGCACGGGUGAGGACUGGGCACGCAAUGUCGUCAAGGCGAAUGCGCUUUGGGUAGACGAGAUCAUGGAGGCGAGCACGCGGGUCAAUUACUGCGCCGACCUGAAUCAAAUUCACGCACUAGGUGCUGCCGUGUCCCACGCUUCAGGUGGGGCCAGUGCCAUCUCCGGCGGCAACUUCCGCCUCUUCGAGGCGAUGCUCAAGCAUAGCGGGGCGGAGGUGCGCCUCCAGACUGAAGUGGAUGCGAUCGAGCCACUUGACCGCGGCUUCCGCGUAACGUCGAACCACUCACACUUAUCUGACGACUACGACGAGAUCUUCUUCGCUGCGCCAUGGCACACCUCGCCCGUGUCGAAGACCCUCUCGUCGCACUUCACCCAGCCCAUUCCCAAACAACAGUAUGUGCGCCUGCACGUGACGAUGCUCGCUACGAACGCGCCGCACGCCGACCCGCUCUACUUCUUCCGUGGCCCCGGCGAGGCCGUGCCGGGCACGAUCCUGACUACGGGCUCGACGGCCCGUGCGCAUCCCGGCGCCGCGCGCCCCGAGUUCCAGAGCAUCUCGUAUCACGGCGAGACGUAUGACGGCUCGGGCGAAUGGAUCGUCAAGAUCUUCAGCAAGGCUGAGCUCAGCAACGACCUCCUGGCCGACAUUUUCGGUGACAACCCCACAUGGGUCUACCGCAAGGUGUGGGACAGCUACCCCGUGCUGCAUCCGACGGCGAGCUUCCCUCCAAUGCAGCCGAUGCAGGGCUUCCACUACCUCGCGUCGCUGGAGCCGUGGGUCUCGACUAUGGAGACGCAGACGCUGUCGGCGCGCGAGGCGGUUGCCCGUAGCGUCCAACGCUGGUGGAACCUCGGCCUCGGAGAGUGCCGCGACGCCGAUCAGUCGUGGGACAUGACCUGUGGAAAGUAA
This is a messenger RNA of Cutaneotrichosporon cavernicola, 1677 nucleotides long. RefSeq lists its product as uncharacterized. Gene Ontology annotation, molecular function: prenylcysteine oxidase activity. The record is from RefSeq and is a predicted model, not a curated record. Bases 1 to 1677 code for a protein of 558 amino acids. The transcript has 6 exons. NCBI's taxonomy places the organism in Eukaryota, Fungi, Basidiomycota, Tremellomycetes, Trichosporonales, Trichosporonaceae. Gene Ontology annotation, biological process: prenylcysteine catabolic process; prenylated protein catabolic process.